Eruca vesicaria subsp. sativa (arugula) is the source of this 243-nucleotide messenger RNA. The record is from the annotation of a GenBank genome assembly. Lineage: Eukaryota; Viridiplantae; Streptophyta; Magnoliopsida; Brassicales; Brassicaceae.
AUGUUGAACACUGAAGAGAAGCCAAAUCACACAGAGUUAUUUACCAGAAGGCUGAUGAAAGUGAGAAGAAAGCUUGAUCGGGAAGCAAAGAUGCUGGUCCUCAAACCAACAGAGGAAGAAGAACAGUCUGUGAAACAGAAGGAAGAUGACAACGCAAAACAUCCAGAAUCAUCAGUCAAAACAGUCAAAGAAGAUAAGCAGGUGAAAAUAGAACUCGAGUUAUCGAGUGAUGAUGAGAAAUGA